This is a messenger RNA of Mesocricetus auratus (golden hamster), 8243 nucleotides long. RefSeq names its product pyruvate dehydrogenase phosphatase regulatory subunit (gene Pdpr). Lineage: Eukaryota; Metazoa; Chordata; Mammalia; Rodentia; Cricetidae. Gene Ontology annotation, molecular function: oxidoreductase activity; protein binding. The transcript has 18 exons. The record is from RefSeq and is a predicted model, not a curated record. Gene Ontology annotation, cellular component: mitochondrion; mitochondrial matrix; cytoplasm. The coding region runs from base 247 to 2883 and encodes 878 amino acids.
ACCCUUGCCGCGGGGCCGUAAAGCGCGGAAGGUCGCGGGCCCGUGCAGUCCCGGAACUCACCGCUCUGCGUCCCGUCCCCUCCUCAUGCCGCGUCCCCCUUCCUGGCCAGCGCAGACCCUCUUCAGCCGUUGUGCUGCCCUCCGCUUCCGCCGGGCGUCGUUGGACGCGUUGCGCCUCUUGCGGGCCCCUGAGUUUGGAUUCUUUGGAUCUUCUCAAUUGAGUGGAAACAUAUCUCUCAGUUGGUGAUGCUUUACCGGUUACUGUCCAUUGUCCAAAGACAAAGAACUAGCCCAGGAUGGCAGACCUGGUCAUCAGCAAGAAACAGCACAUCAGUUGCCGAGUCACAUUCUAUCACUCUGCCUGCCCAGGCCCAGGUGGUCAUCUGUGGGGGUGGAAUCCUGGGUACAUCCGUGGCCUAUCACCUCUCCAAAAUGGGGUGGCAGGAUAUUGUCCUUUUGGAGCAGGGCAGGCUGGCUGCUGGCUCGACAAGGUUCUGUGCUGGCAUCUUAAGCACUGCUAGACAUUCAAGCAUUGAACAGAAGAUGGCAGACUAUUCAAACAAACUCUAUAGUCAGUUAGAGCAAGAAACAGGGAUCCAAACAGGUUACUUAAGGACAGGCUCAAUCUCUCUGGCUCAAACUCAGGACCGGUUGAUCUCUCUGAAGCGUAUCAACUCAAGGCUGAAUGUUGUAGGUAUCCCUUCUGAGAUCAUCUCCCCGAAGAAAGUGGCUGAACUUCACCCUCUCCUCAAUGUGCACGAUCUGGUGGGGGCCAUGCAUGUUCCCGAAGAUGCUGUAGUGUCCUCUGCUGAUGUGGCUCUCGCCCUGGCAAGUGCUGCCUCCCAGAAUGGUGUUCAGAUUUAUGACAAGACAAGUGUUCUUCAUGUAUUGACCAAAAAAGGUCAAGUUACUGGAGUGGAGACAGAUAAAGGGCAGAUUGAAUGCCAGUAUUUUGUCAACUGUGCUGGUCAGUGGGCAUACGAGCUGGGUCUGUCCAACGAGGAGCCCGUCAGUAUCCCGCUGCAUGCCUGUGAGCACUUCUACCUUCUGACUCGUCCCCGGGAAACCCCUCUGCAGAGCAACACACCAACUAUUGUGGAUGCUGAUGGAAGAAUUUACAUUAGGAACUGGCAGGGUGGCAUCUUGUCUGGAGGCUUUGAGAAAAACCCAAAACCUAUUUUUACUGAGGGCAAGAACCAGUUGGAAAUUCAGAACCUAAGGGAAGAUUGGGAUCACUUUGAGCCCCUGCUGAGUUCCCUCCUGCGUAGGAUGCCAGUGUUGGAGACUCUGGAGAUUUUGAAGUUGGUGAAUUGCCCUGAGACCUUCACCCCAGACAUGAAGUGCAUCAUGGGCGAGUCUCCUGUAGUACAGGGCUACUUUGUCCUGGCAGGGAUGAACUCUGCUGGCCUGUCGUUGGGUGGAGGAGCUGGAAAGUUCCUUGCUGAAUGGAUGGUAUAUGGUUAUCCCACUGAAAAUGUCUGGGAAUUGGAUUUGCAGCGCUUUGGAGCCCUCCAGAGCAGCCGCACCUUUCUGCGUCACCGGGUCAUGGAAGUCAUGCCUCUGAUGUAUGAUCUGAAGGUUCCCCGAUGGGACUUCCAGACUGGGAGACAGUUACGUACAUCUCCUCUUUAUGACCGGCUGGAUGCUCAAGGAGCCAGAUGGAUGGAGAAACAUGGAUUUGAGAGGCCAAAGUACUUUGUUCCCCCCAAUAAAGACCUUCUUGCAUUGGAGCAGAGCAAGACUUUCUACAAGCCAGAUUGGUUUGAUAUUGUGGAGUCUGAAGUCAAGUGCUGUAAGGAAGCUGUGUGUGUCAUUGACAUGUCUUCUUUCACAAAGUUUGAAAUAACUUCCACUGGUGAUCAGGCAUUAGAAAGUCUGCAGUACCUUUUCUCCAAUGACCUGGAUGUGCCAGUAGGCCACAUUGUACACACUGGCAUGCUCAAUGAGUGUGGAGGGUACGAGAAUGACUGCAGCAUUGCACGCCUGAACAAACGCAGUUUCUUCAUGAUCUCUCCAACUGACCAGCAAGUCCACUGUUGGGCCUGGCUUAACAAGUAUAUGCCAAAAGACAGCAACUUGCUGCUAGAGGACGUCACCUGGAAAUAUACAGCCCUCAAUCUGAUUGGCCCUCGGGCUGUGGAUGUGCUGUCUGAAUUGUCCUAUGCCCCUAUGACUCCAGACCACUUUCCAACUCUGUUUUGCAAGGAGAUGAGCGUGGGCUAUGCAAAUGGGAUCCGAGUGAUGAGUAUGACCCACACGGGAGAGCCAGGCUUCAUGCUGUACAUCCCCAUAGAGUAUGCUCUGCAUGUCUACAAUGAAGUGAUGAGUGUUGGACAGAAGUAUGGAAUCCGGAAUGCUGGGUAUUAUGCUCUUCGAAGUCUCCGAAUUGAGAAGUUUUUUGCCUUCUGGGGGCAAGAUUUAAACACCCUCACCACCCCACUGGAAUGCGGAGGAGAGUCUCGAGUGAAGUUAGAGAAGGGCAUAGACUUCAUUGGUCGGGAUGCCCUGCUGCAGCAGAAGCAGAAUGGGGUGUAUAAACGCCUUGCUAUGUUCAUCCUGGAUGACCACGACACAGACCUAGACUUGUGGCCUUGGUGGGGAGAACCCAUUUACCGGAAUGGGAAGUAUGCUGGCAAGACCACCAGUAGUGCCUAUAGCUACACUCUUGAGCGCCAUGUAUGCCUGGGUUAUGUACACAAUUUUUCUGAGGACAAUGGGGAAGAGCAGGUGGUGACAGCGGAUUUCAUCAACCGAGGAGAAUAUGAAAUUGACAUUGCAGGACAUCGGUUUCAGGCCAAGGCCAAGCUCUACCCAGUUACCUCCUUUUUUACUCACAAGCGUAGAAAGGAUGAUGUGGAGCUGAGUGACUUUCAUGGGAAAUAAUGCCAAGUAAUGCAGUCUCCUUUCUCCCAUCCUCGUGAGGAGCAGCAUUCUGGGAACUUUUUUCUCUGUCCCUGUCUCCUUACUAAAGGUACCUUUGUCUUCUCUCUUAACGUCAAUGGCCCGCUUUACACUUUUUCCUUGAAAGCCAUUUUUGUCCUCCCAUUUCCUUUUCCUUUGCUGUUGCCCCUCCUGACAAUCCAGGCUCUUUUCGUCCCUCCAGAGACUCACAUUCCCACAGUGGAAGGCAGGAGUCACUUGUGGAGUUAAGGUGACAAACUCAUGUUUAAAUUCAUCUUAAGGCAAGUUGGCAUUACUCGAGUCAUGUGCUGCUCUUGGUAGACUGCUGUGUCUGGUGUGCCUGGGAGCAGCACGCACCGCAAGCAGGCAGAAGGCUCUGUUUCACUGUGCUGCCGGUUACCACCUGAUACCUCUCAACCAUCUACCUCACUGAUGAGAGGGAUUGCACGGACACUGUCUGCUCUGUGGGAGGGACAGUAGUUAGCCUGGCCUCUCCAACUUUGUUCUUGGAUGUUUGGGCCGGGGCAACCUGCCUGCAGUUCUCUUUAUUUUCUGCUAUUUUGUAUAAUGAGGUUGGUUGUUUUUUAGCUGAGUAAACAAGUAUGCCAGUAUUUGAAAGGAAAAAACCAAACCAAACCCAUGUUGCCUUUGGUGUUGCUUUUCUCAGCAGGAGCGGUGUGAACUCAGAUGUCGAGUUCCUACUGUUAGAAGAGUGUUGCUUUUCUUUCGGCUACUCAUAGGUCAGCUAGCUAUCCCUUCUUGAUUUUCUUCAGAUGGCUUCUCGCCUCACCUGUGCCUUGUGUAGCCUGCCUAUGACCUCAACAUUCAUUCCUAUCCCUUUAGAAGAGGGAGAAGGGAUUAGGUGGGUUGUCUUGGGUGAGUAAGUAAACCAUGCUGUUCGUACAUGGUUCCAGAGAGCUACCAGAGACUCAAGUUUUACAUCUGGCAUGAACAAAGCCACACAGAGAUGGCCAUUGAGAGCUGUAAGUACAAUGCAGGCCAGAGACUGCUUCCCAUCUUUUCUUUACAGGUUCCACCCCCUCCCCCACAGAACCUUUGGAAUAGAAAGUGACUGGGGCACCCACCAAAUGCACUACACAAUUCAGUGAUACUGCUGUUUUCAUUCUGUGAUAUGGUUUCCUCAUUGGAGCUCAGGCUGGCCUCACAUUUGCAGUGCCUUUGCUUUAGUCUCCGGAGUACUAGGACUCAGGUGUUGUGACAGUCUGUUUUCUGAAAGUGAAACUUGGAUGUGACAGGCUAUGCUAUGUAACACCAACACUUAGCUUUCUCUUGUAUACAAACUGACCUAGUCUGGAUUUGAGAACCUUUAAUUCAACUGUAGUUCUCAGUAACUUGGAAGCAUUGGUUCUGCUAAAUUUACAUUAAUAGAAAUCUUUCAUUUCUUUAGAGCAGCUCAAAAUUCCCAAGUGUCUCUUUGGCAUUACUGUAGGGCCUGUUAUCCAUUCAGACUAGUUCUUUUUGCACUUUUCUUGUUAUUUUCUCCAGAUAGGCCACUCCUACUUGGCUUCUGACAAAAUUUAAUUGGUUUAUUAAAAGGGCACAGUCAGAGUUUAGUGUGAGGGGAGAUUGCUAUUUUGGAGGAUAUGUGUAUUUAAUGAGACGAGAGGCACUGUUUCUAGGCAAAGGGAAGAAAGGAGACAUGCGGGUUGGAGAGAUGGCUCAGAGGUUAAGAGCACUGACUGCUCUUCCAGAGGUCCUGAGUUCAAUUCCCAGCAACCACAUGGUGGCUCACAACCAUCGGUAAUGAGACCUGGUGCCCUCUUCGGGCCUGCAGACAUACAUGCAGGCAGAAUACUAUAUGUUAAAUAAAUAAAUAAAUCUUAAAAAACAAAAAAAAGAAGAAAGGAGACAUGCUUCACUAGAAAGCUUCGAGGCAGCAGCAGCAGGAACAGUGGAGAUCAAGAGCCGGCCUGGGCUGACCUGUGAAGCUGGAGUAGAGACGCGCUGCUCUUUCAUGUGCAGCUGUGACGAUCCCGUCUGUGAAGGAAAGCUUAGUUGGAAUUAAAUACAAAAGAAAAUUUUGACCUAUGUGUUGAUAGUAAAAAUGUGGUAGCAAACUUGCUCUUUAACUGUCGGAAGUGUUACCACUUUGCUUCCAAAUGGGGAGGAGGGUGGCACCUUCCAAAACAGUAGUAGUUUAAAAUUGGGCAUAGUACACCAUUCAAAUACAUACGGAUGUCAUCUAGAGUAUUUUCAGCAUAGACUGAUUCCUUCCUGCACUUGUUCAUCUCUGGCUACUUAAUUAACUGUCCUUUCUAAGUAGGCGGGAACUGCUGUAUUUAAAAUUACACAGCAACUUUCUUGGUAAAUCUUCAGCUAGAAGUUGUAGCUGUUGCUGAUAUCAGCCCUUUGAGCUUACAGAAAGUGCUUAUCUUGCUGGGAAGGCGUUAGAGGGACUGAGAGUGGGGUACAUGGGCCUAUUUAGAAAUGCCUCCCCCAGGGGCUCAUGGUCCUAUUCCUUCAACUGUGAUUAGGUGUUGGGUUUUCUGUGCUGCCGCUUGUUUACUGUGUACUCCAAAACAAACUUACAUUAGGCGCAAAAUACAUCCUUAAGAGUUUCACUUGGUCCAUUCAAACAUAAAUAAUGCAAAUCUUACUUCCCAUUUUGCCCUGAUACAAGUGCUUUAAAUAGACAGAUCUCUUCCACUAACCCUGAAGUUUUUCUUAUGCUUCUUGUUAUAAGCACCUUAGAUAGUCGAGGGGACCAUUUAACCUAAAACACCUGACCCACCAGUGUUGGUAGAGCAUUCUGGACUCUUCAGGAACAAAUGCAGGUUGUUAACAGAAAUACUAGGUCUAGAGCAGUGGCUCUCAACCAGUAGGUUCCAAGGGGUCAAAUGACCCUUUCACAGGAGUCGUUGCCUAAGACCAUCGGAAAACACAGAUGUUUACAUUCAUAACAGUGCAAAGUUGCAUUUGUGAAGUGGCAACGAAAAUAACUAUGGUUGGAAGUCAUCACGAAAUGAGGAACUGUACUAAAAGGUCACAGCAUUAGGAAGGUUGAGAACCACUGGUCUAGAGGCAUUUGAAAAUCCACAAAGAACAGUCACUGUACAUCUUCAGUUGUGUGACAUUUCCAACUCUUAGACAGUGGGGCUACCUUGGCUUACCUUGUAUGACAGUACUCUCAGGGGGUAGCCUGUUAGCUGUAAGGGAUUGUAAACGCUUCAGCUUUAGAUGAUAGAUUCUCCAAUCUGUUGUCACAUCUACUUUCCAGAGAUGAGGCAUUCCAUGUUCUCUUUGAUUGUGGUAGCAAUGAAAUCUUCUUUAACAAGGUAACAAAGUAUAUUAAAGGCCUAAGGUUGGGCGUUUUCUGUGAACCUUCUUGAACGAUCUAUCAUUAAGGCUUUCUUUUCCUCUUACUUGUUCUUUACACAUGCAAGGCCUGUUUCUCAGUACUACCAUAGUCAUUUGAAAUAUACUCAAGCUUGUAACAGAGAGUUCCCUUCCAUGUAUAGGUACUGAGCUUACAAAAAGGGACAAGGAGAAACAGCUUGGUUAGUCUUAAUUAUAAGCACACCUCGCUGAAAUUUUAGUUCUUCCUAUGUCCCUAUAGGGUCAUCUAACACAGUACUAAACCCAAUUUCUGUUAAGUCUCCAAGAGCCCAUUUAUGCAACAGUGGAGUACAAGCACUGCAGCUUGCCUUCUGUUGGGAAGUAUGCUAGCUCUGGCCUCUCUCUGUGUCCCAAAAAAGUAACUAAAUAUGAAAAGCAGACUUAGAGAUUUUAGUAUUAUACUGCCCUGUCUUUGGAUUUGGGUGGCAGUGGCAAUAUGAGUUACAAAUAGCAGGAAUUGCUAAAGGUUUGCUUUGCUUCACGAAGACUCACUGAUUAUCCUCUAGCUUAUGAACACAUUUGCUAGCAUCUGAAAAGAUCUUCACCGUCCUUAUGCCUCACAGUAUUGGUACUAGCCCUGGAAGACUGUCAUGGAAGAGCAGUUACAUCAUCAUGUUUGUAGGGAUGAACUACAAAUUUCAUCCUUGUAUAUCCCUUACUUGGCCCGAGGUUACAGAUUUAUCAUUUUAGGAUAAUGAAGAAUGACUUGUCAUUUUUCAUUGUCUGCAUCCCAACACCCCCAUCUCACAUGUUGGUAAAUAGUACCAUAGUGUCAAGACAAUACAGGUACAUUUUCUUUUUUUUUUUUUUUUGGUUUUACGAGACAGGGUUUCUCUGUAUUGCUUUGGAGGCUGUCCUGGAACUCACUCUGUAGACCAGCCCGGCCUCGAACUCACAGAGAUCUGUCUGCCUCUGCCUCCCGAGUGCUGGGGUUAAAGGCGUGCGCCACCAACGCCCGGCUCAGGUACAUUUUCUUAUGGCUGAUGAAUGCUCAUCUUCUGCUUACAUCUGUAGGCACAUAGAUUGAGAAGCUGGUGAGUAGGGAAGUGUGUCUGAGCUAUAGCUAUGCCUGUGUGCAUGUCAGAAAUGGCAAGUGAGCUGUGGGCUGCUUUGGCAGCACCUCUCCUCUUCCUCUGCCUCCAUUACUUUUGGUCUCCAAGGUGCUGAUCUGUAAGCCCCCCAUUUUCAUGUCAAUAUGGGGCUUUGUCCUGCAGUUCCUCAACAGUACCAACCAACAAGGCUGGCUCUCACACAGCUUUGCCUUCUCUUGGUAUGUUAAACAUCAGCAUUUUCUCUGUAGAAGCUCUUGGUCUCUCUCGGCAACUGUCCACAUCUGAAUGAUGAUAUACAUUUUCCUCGUUUUAAUUCACCUGUUUUUAAUCUUUGCAAACAUCUACCUCCUUGUCCUCUUGUCUGAAGGACAGAUUACAAGAGGAGGGGGAGUUACCUUUAUCAUGUUUCAGAAGGUCUGUACCAGGAUUUCCUUUGCACACCAAGAUCUGAAGCUUAGAGUACUUCUCUCAGCCUAGUUCUAGUGCCUUACACUCCAGAGUGUCCGGUAGUGGGCCGAGGUGGGAAGAAAGCAGAAUGUUCAGUCGGGGUUCUCAUCAUCCACAUCAGCCCUCCUUCCUCAGAAUAACCUGGGUGUGGGUAAAAAGUUCUGCAGCUCAUUUCACUGGAAGCUUUUCUAGUUCAUAAUUAACUCUGAUCAGUGCUUAAGAAACAUAGAACACCACUGUAGUUACUAUAGAGUUCUGUAAACUUGCAUUUAGUGUGGUUCUGCUCAGCUCCUUUCUGUUCCUGUGUAGUGUCAGCAUGUGGUCCUGAGGACAUUCUAGAUACUGGAGUAAAUAAGAACUUUUCUCAAUCGCAGACUCAGCUGACUUUGGACACAUGGGGUAACUGUGCUUUUUAGGCCAGAUUUCAGUUGAGAUUUUCUUUUCAUGUAUAAGUUAUAUAAAUGAAUAAAAAGAUGUUUCUGUUAA